AAUCGUGGGAAGAAAAAUGAUGUGGAAAAACUGGACAAUUGUCAGUGAAUUUGUUCUCGUAAGCUUCUCUGCCCUGUCCACUGAGCUGCAGGCUUUACUGUUUCUCCUUUUUUUGAUAAUUUACCUGGUUACUUUAAUGGGCAAUGUCCUCAUCAUCUUGGUCACUACAGCUGACUCUGCACUACAGAGUCCUAUGUACUUCUUCCUCAGAAACUUGUCCUUCCUGGAGAUAGGUUUCAACUUGGUGAUUGUGCCCAAGAUGCUGGGGACCCUGAUCAUUCAAGACACAACCAUCUCCUUCUUUGGCUGUGCCACUCAGAUGUACUUCUUCUUCUUCUUUGGGGCUGCUGAGUGCUGCCUCCUGGCCACUAUGGCUUAUGACCGCUAUGUGGCCAUCUGCAGUCCCUUGCACUACCCAGUCAUCAUGGGCCGCAAGUCCUGUGCCCAGCUGGCAGCUGCCUCGUGGUUCUCAGGGAUUCCAGUGGCCACUGUUCAAACCACAUGGAUUUUCAGUUUCCCUUUUUGUGGCCCCAAUAGAGUGAACCACUUCUUCUGUGACAGCCCUCCUGUCAUUGCACUGGUCUGUGCUGAUACCUCUCUGUUUGAACUAGAGGCUCUGACAGCCACUGUCCUAUUCAUCCUCUUCCCUUUCUUGCUGAUCCUGGGGUCCUAUGUCCGCAUCCUCUCCACCAUCUUCAGGAUGCCAUCAGCUGAGGGAAAACGAAAGGCCUUCUCCACCUGCUCCUCCCACCUCCUGGUUGUCUCUCUCUUCUACAGCACUGCCAUCCUCACGUACUUCCGACCUCGAUCUAGCAACUCUCCUGAGAGCAAGAAGCUGCUGUCGCUGUCCUACACAGUGGUGACUCCCAUGUUGAACCCCAUCAUCUACAGCUUGAGGAAUAGUGAAGUGAAGGCUGCACUGAAGCGGGUGGUCCACAGGACCCUGGGCCCUCAGAAACUGUGACUGAUUUAG
Messenger RNA from Otolemur garnettii (small-eared galago), 973 nucleotides. Its product is annotated as olfactory receptor 10A4. NCBI's taxonomy places the organism in Eukaryota, Metazoa, Chordata, Mammalia, Primates, Galagidae. Bases 17 to 964 code for a protein of 315 amino acids. The record is from RefSeq and is a predicted model, not a curated record. Gene Ontology annotation, molecular function: olfactory receptor activity; G protein-coupled receptor activity. Gene Ontology annotation, cellular component: membrane. Gene Ontology annotation, biological process: G protein-coupled receptor signaling pathway. The transcript has a single exon.